This is a messenger RNA of Capsicum annuum, 1180 nucleotides long. RefSeq lists its product as uncharacterized. The transcript has 5 exons. The record is from RefSeq and is a predicted model, not a curated record. Gene Ontology annotation, molecular function: protein binding. The coding region runs from base 255 to 668 and encodes 137 amino acids. Lineage: Eukaryota; Viridiplantae; Streptophyta; Magnoliopsida; Solanales; Solanaceae.
CAAAUGCCUGAUAAUGGUCAACGGGGCCUAUACAUGGACCCCAUGCUUACAAAAAAGCACAGCUGACGUUACACCUUCAAGUAAAAUCAAGAAAAGCAAAAAGCCCAAUACACUUUUCCCCUCUCACACACUCCCAUCUCGAUCUGACUUUGCUACAAACAUAGAAAACCAAAAAAACUCAAUUGGCACAGUGAAAUAAAAAUAAACAGCUUCCUUUUUUUUUUUUUUUGAGUUGGGAAUUGCCAUUUGACUCUAUGAGCAAAGAAAGGCCACCAGAGCCUCUGGAUUUCUUUAUUUGGACUGUUGAGAUAUGGUGCUGUAACUCUGCUGUCCUUCUUGAAUCUCUCAGCAAUAGUGACGGAGAUGUCAUCAUAAUGGAGUAUCCUGUACAUCCCUUCCAACUAAAACUGUAUCGUGUAACACAAGUGGAUGUUGGUUUAUGGUUGGAAGAAAUAAAUCUCGGUGGCUAUCGUCAGAUUUUCAAAGAGAAUGGUGUUAAUGGAGAAUACUUGGAAGGUAUGUCUAUGUUCACGACUGAACAGAUACUACGGUUUAUAAGAAGGUGCCACAUGAAAUGGGGAGACUUCAUAACUCUGUGCAAGGAGCUCAGGAGGAUAAAAGACUCAGCUUUGUCACUUGGUUUUGGUCACCAUGUUGAGAGCUGUUAACAGUAAACCAUUGAUAAACAAAACAGAGUGAAUCUUCUGUUGCUUUAAAGGAAGACCAGAAUGUUAUAUAUUUUUGCCAUCGUUUAGUACACUUUGAUUGAUUCUACUCAUUUCAUGUAGUGGCUUGCUUGAAGGGAGAGCAAAAAGUUCGCCGACCUUGGUGGGCACCAUCAUGUCUCUCUGUAGUAUUUAUGAAGGUGGCCAAGCGUAACAGGCAGUCUAGAGUGGUUUCGCUGAAGCUGGAACCUUGACACCGAUAUUGCCCUUCUGUAUGCACGUUAAGAGGACAGUAGGAAGAUCACUUGCCUACGUAUAUUUUUCGUUCUUUUUCUUUUCGGUUGGUUCUUCGUUGGAGAACUUCCUGCUCUGUCCAAAUAUUUCCUAAUACAUAGUUUUGUAGUCUGCUUUUGUCCUAAAUUAAUUGUGAUGAGUAUAUACUUAAAUGAAGCAAAGAGAUACACUUAUGUAAAUCUCAAAGAGUACUAUUCUUAUUGAAAAAAUUUGUCACUCCA